Molecule: messenger RNA, 1499 nt
Organism: Leptidea sinapis
Lineage: Eukaryota; Metazoa; Arthropoda; Insecta; Lepidoptera; Pieridae
Product: voltage-dependent anion-selective channel
Exons: 7
Coding region: 39-1130 (363 amino acids)
Biological process (GO): monoatomic anion transmembrane transport
Cellular component (GO): mitochondrial outer membrane
Molecular function (GO): voltage-gated monoatomic anion channel activity
Source: RefSeq, a predicted model, not a curated record
ACUUUGUAAUUUUAUUAUAUUUAUUUAACUAAUAUACUAUGUCCUUCGUAGAUCAUUUAUUAAACUCUAGUAGUGUUAAGUUUCUUUCAGGCUUUUUAUGGUUUCCAAAAGUAAGCGCGGCUGUCACCAGGGAAUCUGUACCAUGUGUUCGACCCGAUGGAUCAAUGGGUCAAAAAGAGAUCUGCGCGGACGAAUCGGGGAACAGGAUAGAAUGUCCCGAUGAUGAUGAUGAUAAUAGUGAUUAUGUACUCUCAGGUUCAAAUAAUCACUUUAAGAUAAUGGCUCCCCCACCAUUUUAUGCUGAUCUGCAAAAAAACGCAAAUGAUAUCUUCUCUAAGGGAUAUCACUUUGGUGUGUACAAACUUGACCUGAAGACCAAGAGUGAGGCGGGAGUUGAGUUUAACAGUUCAAUCACCUCCAAUCAAGAAAGUGGAAAGGUUGUCGGAAGUCUUUCCUCCAAGUAUGCCGUGAAGGAUUAUGGCCUAACUUUCACAGAAAAAUGGACAACAGAUAAUACUCUUGCCACUGAUAUCACAAUCCAAGACAAGAUUGCUGCAGGCCUAAAAGUUACUCUUGAGGGUACCUUUGCACCACAGACUGGAUCAAAAACUGGAAAGUUAAAGACCUCAUUUGCCAAUGACACAGUGGCGGUAAACACAACUGUAGACUUGGACCUUGCUGGACCUAUUGUGGAUGUGGGUGCAGUAUUGUCAUACCAAGGAUGGUUGGCUGGAGUAAACUCACAGUUUGAUACACAGAAGACCAAGUUCUCAAAGAACAACAUUGCUCUGGGUUACCAAACUAAGGACUUCAACGUCCACACAAAUGUAGAUAAUGGCAAAGAAUUUGGUGGUUCCAUCUACCAGAAAGUGUCUGACAAAAUUGAGUGUGGCGUCAGCAUGAAAUGGACAACAGGUACAACAGACACACUGUUUGGUGUGGGAGUGAAGACUGCACUAGACCAGGACACAUCUCUCCACGCUAAGAUCAACAAUAAGGCAAUCGUUGGACUUGGAUACCAACAGAAGCUGCGUCCAGGAGUUGUCCUGACAUUGUCUGCUGCUAUUGAUGGACAAAACUUCAACGCUGGCGGUCACAAAGUCGGUCUUGCCCUCGAGUUGGCUCCCUAGACGCUUCACCCACUAAUUGUAGAUAUUCAAUAUUUACUGUUAAAGUAUUUCUAAUUCAAUUACAAUUCCGUAUGUUAUAUACGUGAGCGUUCGACGCAAUAGAUGCAAUGUGCUUUCCUAUAUUAGUCUAGCUGUUUUCCUCUACAUGUUAGCACUUGUCAUUUUACCGUUAUAUUUAAUUCAUGAUAGGUCCAAUACCGUGGAGUUGUAUAUAAGCACCAAUGGUGUAUUGAAUGAGAAUAAAUAAUGAAUUAGUCAGUGGAAUCAAUCUUGUUUUUGUUGACCCUUUGUUCCUUAUAUCCAAUGUAUUUCUUUUGAAGAGUUUUAUUUGUUAUGUCUGCAUAUGUUUAAUAAACUAUUUUAAUUUUA